Danio aesculapii is the source of this 4077-nucleotide messenger RNA. RefSeq names its product VPS39 subunit of HOPS complex (gene vps39). Lineage: Eukaryota; Metazoa; Chordata; Actinopteri; Cypriniformes; Danionidae. Gene Ontology annotation, molecular function: protein binding. The record is from RefSeq and is a predicted model, not a curated record. Gene Ontology annotation, cellular component: cytoplasm; membrane. Gene Ontology annotation, biological process: vesicle-mediated transport; endosomal vesicle fusion; autophagy. The coding region runs from base 501 to 2330 and encodes 609 amino acids. The transcript has 17 exons.
UCCAGGAAGUUGCUGCAGCGCACACACAGAAAUGUCGCUGCUAGCUGUCAAACGCUGAACACGUCGCUGUUCACCGACGGACAUUUAAACGGUUAAAAACACAAUAAAAGCACUGCGACCUGCAGGACAAUGGGAUGAAUACAUUUAGACGUCGAGCAUUGGGUUUCAGCGAGUUUAAAGGACUAACGUUGUAUUUGGAGGCUAACUAGCCAACUCUUCAUGACACAUUAACAAGACAACGCAACAAAAACAAAGGGGUUUCAGUGUUUUUCUCGGCUGUUUUAGACACUGUGACUGAACAGCGAUGGAGUGGGACAAUUCUGGGACAUUUGACAAGACUCAAAGUGGUUAACUAAGAAGUUAGCGAUCGGUCUAGAAGUGAAUUUGCAGUGUUUUCGCAUUUUGUUUACAGUAUUGUCAGGGGAUUUUACGGUGUUUGGGUGUUUUCGUUUUCUGGUUUUCGGUUAUUUAUUUCUCUACGAGUGUUUAGUGGUUCCAGGAUGCACGACGCAUACGAACCAGUUCCCAUCUUGGAGAAACUGCCCCUCCAGAUCGACUGUCUGGCGGCCUGGGAUGAUUGGCUCCUUGUGGGGACCAAACCAGGUCAUCUCCUGCAGUACAGGAUCAAGAAAGAUGCAGGUACAAACAGGUUUGAAGUUACAUUAGAGAAAUCCAAUAAGAACUUCUCCAAGAAGAUUCAGCAGCUAUUUGUGGUUUCACAGUACAAGAUUUUGGUUAGUUUGUUGGAAAACAACAUCCACGUUCACGACCUGCUCACGUUCCAGCAGAUAACUGUGGUAUCAAAAGCUAAAGGGGCUACAUUAUUUGCCUGUGACCUGCAGCAGUCUGAAUCUGGUGAGGCUAAACUGCGCAUGUGUGUUGCAGUCAAGAAGAAAAUUCAGCUUUAUUACUGGAAGGACAGAGAAUUCCAUGAACUACAGGGAGAUGUCACUGCUUCAGACUUUCCCAAGUCCAUGGCGUGGUGUGAGAACUCCAUAUGCGUGGGUUCCAAACGAGACUACUAUCUGAUACGGAUGGAUGGACGUGGCUCAAUCAAGGAACUGUUCCCCACAGGAAAACAGCUGGAGCCUUUGGUGGCCCCACUGGCUGAUGGGAAGGUAGCGGUGGGUCAGGAUGACCUCACGGUUGUCUUAAAUGAAGAAGGCGUCUGCACUCAGAAAUGUGCCCUCAACUGGACUGACAUCCCUGUUGCUAUGGAGCACCAGCCACCAUACAUCAUUGCAGUGUUACCGAGAUAUGUGGAGAUCCGCACAGUCGAGCCCAGACUCUUGGUACAGAGCGUAGAGCUGCAGAGACCACGCUUCAUCACCUCCGCGGGGUCAAACGUUGUGUACGUCGCUAGCAAUCAUUUUGUCUGGCGUUUGGUGCCGGUGUCUAUAGCCAGCCAGAUACGGCAGCUGCUACAGGACAAACAGUUUGAACUGGCUCUUCAGCUAGCGAAAAUGAAGGAUGAUUCAGAUACAGACAAGAGGCAACAAAUCCAUCACAUUCAGAACUUGUUUGCAUUUAACCUGUUCUGCCAGAAGCGCUUCGAUGACUCCAUGCAGGGCUUUGCUAAGUUAGGGACAGAUCCCACUCAUGUUAUUGGACUGUACCCAGAUCUGCUUCCCUCUGACUACCGCAAACAGCUGCACUACCCAAACCCUCUGCCCCCUCUCUCUGGAGCUGAACUGGAAAAAGCCCACCUCGCCCUCAUAGACUACCUGACACAGAAACGCAGUCAUUUAGUGAAGCAGCUGAACGACUCUGACCCGUCGACCACCUCGCCGCUCAUGGAAGGAACGCCCACCAUCAAGAGCCGCAAGAAACUCCUGCAGAUCAUCGACACAACCCUGCUCAAAUGUUACCUCCAUGUGUAUCUGUCGCUGCUGCGCAUGUAUCUGUCUCCUCCCGAUGUACAUUUUCUGGGGCCCAUUAAGAUGGAGUUAUGCGAGCCACAGGCAAACCUCCAGGCGGCGCUGAACGUCCUUCAGCUUCACCACAGCAAACUCAACACCACCAAAGCCAUAAACCUGCUGCCAGCCAACACGCAGAUCCGAGAGAUCCAGGUGUUUCUGGAGAGCGUGCUGGAGGAGAAAGCUGGACGCAAGCGCUUCGACCAGGUCCUGAAGAGUCUCCUACAGGCCGAGUUCCUGCGGGUGCAGGAGGAGCGUAUCUUUCACCAGCAGGUGAAGUGUGUGAUCACAGAUGAGAAGACCUGCAGAGUGUGCAAGAAGAAGAUCGGAAACAGUGCCUUUGCCAGGUAUCCAAACGGUGUGGUGGUUCACUACUUCUGCUGUAAAGAUCGCAGCACGUGUCCAGCAGAGUAACAGCAGAUAGACUCCAGACCGACCCGAAGGAAAUCUCUCUUUCUCUCUCUGUCCACUUUCUGUCUGGACCUCGUUUUACCCUAAAACGCCAAAGACCACUCGUCAGUCUGGUCUCGUUAAUCAUCUUCCAGAAACUAUAAAGACAAUUCAGAUUUGCAAGCUUGCCUAAAUGCAUAACACGGAUUGGUAGCUUUCUCCUCCCCCUGAGGAAACCUGUGUGUGCGGUUUACUCACAGUGCACCUUUUCAUCCAACGUGACGCUCUUUGUCUGAUGCCUUUUAGUGUUUGCGCUCACCUUCAGGCUCACAGGACUGUUCUUCUGCGCCGCUCGGCUUCACUUCAGAUGAAAUCAGACACCAGAUACAAACCUUAAUGUAGCCCGUCUACACAGAGGGCAGCUCCGACACACACUGUGGAAAAAAUAUCCAUUACUUAAAGGGAUAGUUCACCCAAAAAUCGAAACGGUUUCUUUUUUGAUGGAUGCUGGUUGCUUGACUUCCAUAGUAGGAAAUCAAAUACAAUGGAAGUCGAUGGCUGUUGUUUUCCAGCAUUCCUCAGAAUAUCUCCCUUUGUGUUCAGCAGAGGUUUGGAGGAAAUGAAGGGUGAGUAAAUAAUAGAAUUCAAGUCAAAACUUUUUUUUUUUUUCAACAUUCUUCAAAAUAUCUUCAUUUUUUUUUAACAGAGGUUUAGUGAAGGGUAAGUAAAUGAUGACCGAAUUUUCAUUUUUGGGUGAACUGUCUCUUUAAACAGUUUCUGUAUUUUGUUUAUUUGAGGAUGCUAAUUGCAUUAUGGGAGCUUGAUUUCUGCUCUGUCGACUAUUGAUGUUGACAAUUUAACUCUGUGGUUUAACAAAGUUACAGUUAUUGACAUCAGAAAACGACAGAGAAGUACUUUGAUCAGUUGUUAUAUUGUAAUUGUAACACUGAUAUAGAUAAUAUUUGACUUCAAACUAUUAAAAAUGUCAAUAAAAUCACUUUUUUCAACAUCUGAAGUUGUUGGUUGAAAGAUUGAGGUCCGAUAAUAGAAUUCAAAAGCAUCAAUAAACAAAAGCAAAACAAAUAGGAGGAAAAGAAAUCAAAUUUCUGGAUGUUUUUACUGAGCAUGGAAGCUUGCAGAUCCAUUAUGUUAGCAUUUAAAGGGACAGUUCACCCAAGAAUCAACAUUUUCUCUCACACAAAUAGUUUUUAAUGAAUUUCUGUUGAACACAAAAGAAGAUAUUCUGAAGAAUGUUGAAAAAAAAAUGCGUAUAUAAAAAUACUACACCAGUCAGUGGUUGUUUUUUCAGCAUUCUUCAGAAAAUCUUCCUUUGUGUUCAACAAGAAGAAAGAAACCAGUUUGGAACAAGCGGAGGAUGAGUAAAUAAUGACAACAUCUUCAUUUCUGGGUGAACUAUCCCUUUAAUAAAGCAAUUAAAACCGGUUUGUGUGUCUGAAUGAGGAGCAGAGCAGCGACUCCACAAUCUCAGUAUUGCGACACAUUUUUUAAAAAUUCUUUGUGUUACUUGAGUGGCUUUUAUUUAUUAUUAACACACCGUCUAAACGUGUCGAGGAAUGUUUCACCUAUGUGUGCAGUUGUGUGGCUCCCUAAUGCGUCUGUCUCAUUAACACUCAUGCUUUCUGUCCACUGUAGAGCACGAGCUGGACUGUUGCUCGAGAGAAAGCUCACUUGCGCUACACGGAUGCGAAUGUAUAGACUGUUCAUUUAAAUCUGAGCUGGAAGACCAAUCUAAUAAAGGUUUCUUCUCUUA